Oryctolagus cuniculus (rabbit) is the source of this 7081-nucleotide messenger RNA. RefSeq names its product bradykinin receptor B1 (gene BDKRB1). NCBI's taxonomy places the organism in Eukaryota, Metazoa, Chordata, Mammalia, Lagomorpha, Leporidae. The record is from RefSeq and is a predicted model, not a curated record. Gene Ontology annotation, cellular component: membrane; external side of plasma membrane. Gene Ontology annotation, biological process: cell chemotaxis; immune response; positive regulation of cytosolic calcium ion concentration. Gene Ontology annotation, molecular function: bradykinin receptor activity; C-C chemokine receptor activity; C-C chemokine binding.
GCGCAGCCUUGCUUACAUCCCCAUCGGAGUCCAAAUGUUCUCUUCCUUGAAGACAUCAAUGUUCCUGACAGUCUAUGACGACCCCAUGCCUGCCACAGCCUCUCUGGGGGUCUUACUUCAUUCCAAAGCAGCAUCGUCACCCCAAGAAGGGGUCCCGUUUCCUUCAGUGCCCCCCCGCGCUGCCAGCACCCACUCACCUUCAGGCCUGGAGCCUGGCCUGCCCCGGACCUUUCACAUAGGCGGAGUCAUAGAACGCAUCUCGGGCCUCUGACUUCCUUCACCCGCCUCACACUGAGGUCACUGUGGAUGGCCUCACAGGGCCCCCUGGAGCUCCAGCCCUCCAACCAGAGCCAGCUCGCCCCUCCUAAUGCCACGUCCUGCAGCGGCGCCCCGGACGCCUGGGACCUGCUGCACAGGCUGCUGCCCACGUUCAUCAUUGCCAUCUUCACCCUCGGCCUCCUGGGAAACUCUUUCGUCCUGUCCGUCUUCCUCCUGGCCCGGCGGCGACUGAGUGUGGCAGAAAUCUACCUGGCCAACCUGGCCGCUUCUGACCUGGUGUUUGUCCUGGGCUUGCCCUUCUGGGCAGAGAAUGUGCGGAACCAAUUCGACUGGCCCUUCGGGGCCGCCCUCUGCCGCAUCGUGAACGGGGUCAUCAAGGCCAACCUGUUCAUCAGCAUCUUCCUGGUGGUGGCCAUCAGCCAGGACCGCUACAGCGUGCUGGUGCACCCCAUGGCCAGCCGGAGGGGGCGGCGGCGGCGGCGGGCUCAGGCCACCUGCGCGCUCAUCUGGCUCGCGGGGGGCCUCCUGAGCACCCCCACUUUCGUGCUGCGCUCCGUCAGAGCCGUCCCGGAGCUCAACGUCUCCGCCUGCAUCCUGCUGCUCCCGCACGAGGCCUGGCACUGGCUGAGGAUGGUGGAGUUGAACCUGCUGGGCUUCCUCCUCCCGCUGGCCGCCAUCCUGUUCUUCAACUGCCACAUCCUGGCCUCCCUGCGGAGGCGGGGGGAGCGCGUCCCCUCGCGGUGCGGGGGCCCCCGGGACAGCAAGAGCACGGCGCUCAUCCUCACUCUCGUGGCUUCCUUCCUGGUCUGCUGGGCCCCCUACCACUUCUUCGCGUUCCUGGAGUGCCUGUGGCAGGUGCACGCCAUCGGGGGCUGCUUCUGGGAGGAGUUCACCGACCUGGGCCUGCAGCUGUCCAACUUCUCCGCUUUCGUCAACAGCUGCCUGAACCCGGUGAUUUAUGUGUUUGUGGGCCGGCUCUUCAGGACCAAGGUCUGGGAACUCUGUCAACAGUGCAGCCCCAGGAGUCUCGCACCCGUGUCCUCGUCCCGUAGGAAAGAAAUGCUCUGGGGUUUCUGGCGGAAUUAAAGCAGCUUGGACCCAAGGGGCUCGGCCUUCUCGUCCAUCCUUCCUGAUGUAGUAAAUGUGGUUGUGGGAGGGCUGAGCGCCGGCCCGCACGGACGCCCAGGCCCCGGCCCUGGGACCCUUGCUGCUGGGGUCCAGUGGAGGUCCUGGGUCGCACAGCGAUCCUUGGAGGGGGUUGGGGUCGCAGGAGGCGACGUGACUGCACAGCCCGAGGCCGAGGAGGCGCCACGGUCCCGUGGCCUCUGGACACUGGAGAAGUUAUGGGCUCCAUUCUUCCUCACACCCCCGAAGGAGCCAGCCCUGCCUCCCCACGCCCGGCCUUACCCAUCAACUGGGCUUUUCCUUCCCAGCCUGGGGAAUGGUCAGGGGACCAAUGGUUGUAAACCUCUGAGUUUGCAGCAUCUGUCACAGCAGCAACAGGCAAGCAGGGGCAGUGCCCAGGGAGGACGGCUCUACGUUUCCAUCUGCGCGCUCCACCGGCUCUGGUCGACUGCCAGAGACCAGAGCAGACCUGGCUGGAGCGUCCAUCCACAGGGACCCGAGACCCACUCCAUUGCAGGAAGUCAGGGGGAUCCCAGGGCUGGAUCUGUGACUCGGGUUAUCUGGGACACGGUCAGGAAGGGAGCCACCUGGGAGCUGAGUCCCAACACAGCGGGGCAUCGGCAGGCUUGGAGCAGGGCGGGGAGGGCCGGGUCGCGCCGCAGAGAUGCAGCGGCAGGAGGGCGGGGCUGCUCCAGGGGGCUGUGUGGGCACUCCUCCUGUUCUCACGAGCCAGUGCUGAGCCUGCCCAGGGACCUGCCUGCCAGGAGCUCACAGCAAAGGGACAAGAAUUAGGAGAGUGUCCUUCAGCCUGGUGACCGCCACCAUCAGGUCCCAAAGAGCUCAGAGAAGGGCCCCAGCCCGGGUGUCCCCAGGAAGAAGCGUAGACGCUGAAACCCAAAAAGCAAGCAGGUGGCCAAGCCAAACAGGGAAAGGGGUGUCCUAGACCCAGAGACAGGCAGGGACGAGGGGGAGGGACCAGACUCUAAGACACUCGGGCAGUGGGCCGGGAGGGGGCACCGCAGCCCCCGGGGAUGCAUGGGAGGGACUGGGCCCUCUGUAACAGCAUGGUGACUCCGGCCACUUGGGCCUGGGAAAGAGGCCACUGUCCCUGGAGCCCGGCAGUGUGCACCCUGGGGGCUCCCUGAGAGCAGACGGUGGUGCAGAUGGCCAGGAUUUGGGUCAGCAGGCAGGAUUCAGCUGCACGCGUGUAACUCAGGCAAUGUGGUGUCUGCACACUGCUCCUGCAGGGCGGGCGCUCAGAGCUGUGGUUCAGAGAGGAGAGGCAGAGAGAGAGAGAGGUCUCCCACCUGCUGGUUCACUCCCCAAACAGCUGCAACGGCUGGAGCUGGGUAGAUCUGAAACCAGGAGCCAGGAGCUUCCUCUGGGUCUCCCACGAGGAUGCAGGGGCCCAACCACUUGAGCCAUCUUCUACUGCUCUCCCAGGCCACAGCAGAGAGCUGGAUCAGAAGUGGAGCAGCCGGGACUCGAACGGGCGCCCAAAUGGGAUGCCAGCACUGCAGGCGGCAGCUUUACCCGCUAUGCCACAGCGCCGGCUCCAAUAAAAUAAAUCUUUAUUAAAAAAAAAAAAAGGAUCCCUGCUGGGGGUGGGGGGAGGGCGUGGUUUCCAUUCCUGUGCUCGGGUUGAUGGGUUCACCUGGCGCAGCUGCACUGGAGGAUGAGUUGGCAAACAGCCUUCCGCAUCCCUCACUCCGGUGCCUGCACGGCUCCCGCUUUCUCUCUAGAACGGGGCGGGGACGGGGGCUUCUCCUCCAACCCACGCCUGGCACUGGGCCUGGUGCGACUCAGCCAUGGGACCCAUGCCACGUCUUGCCUCUGCUGCCCCUCCUGGCGGGAAGGAAGUGGGCUCUCCUCCUCCCCCUCGGGCCCAUCCAUCACCCGGGUCACGAUAGGGACCGAGCCCAUCCACAUCGCAGCCCAGAAAACUCCCAGAUGUCGCAACGGCCACAGGCAUGUUCUUGUUCUCCGGGGCUGAGUCACGAGCUGGCCGAGGAGCAGGUGGGAAGCUGUUCCGGGAAGCGCCGCUCCCCGUCCCAGCUCCAGCCAGCGCCGCUCCCUGCUCCAGCUUCCCGGUCCUUUCUCCACGCCCGGGCCCUUUCUCCAGAUUCUGCAUUCUCCCUUAGCUUUCUGGGACCCCUGGCUCAGCCUGUGUCCAACCAGGGCCUCCCCACGGGGCCACCCCACGGGUCAGGAGGGCCUACGUGGGGCAGGCGUUUGCCACAGCGGUUACGUUGUCACUCAGGACACUUGUAUCCCAGAUCAAAGGGCCUGGUUUGAGCCUCGGCUCUCCCACUCCCGAUCCAGUUUCCUGGCAAUGCCCCUGGGCCAGCAGUGGAUAACGGCCCAAGUGCUCAGGCGCCUGCCACCCACGUGGGAGCCCUGGAUGGAGUUCCUGGCUCCUGGCUUCAGCCUAACUCAGCCGCAUCACUCUACCUUCCAAAUGCAUCUUAAAUUAAAAACAACAACAACAACACUGCAUUGGAGGCAGGAGAUUGGCAGUGGUUAAACCACUGAUGGGGACUACAUCCCGCAUGGGGGGCCAGGGCCGGCUCUGCCUCCCCUUCCAGCUCCCUGCUAACGCACGCACGCCUGGGGCAGCAGGUGACAGCUCCCUGCUAACGCACGCCUCGCUCGGGGCAGCAGGUGACAGCUCCAUAGCUGGGUCCCCGCCAUCCAAUGGGAGACCGGGCUGCUGAAUAGGGUCUGGCCCAGCCCGGAAUGUUGCAGGCAUCUGGGGAGUGGAAAGAAAUAAAAUUUUAAACACGCUGCGUUAAAUUGUCUAUCUUGGCUACUGGGUCUGUCCUCUGCUCCUUAGAUUUCGUGCCCCCGGCGGGUGCCUCGUUUGCCUCCCCUACUCCCAGCCCUGGGAGUAGAACCCCCCAGAGAGACGCUGCCUCAGCGUCUCUCCCACCGUCACAGCCCACAGGGACCCCAGCACGGACGAGCUUGGUGUGGUCACCUAGGCUCCCUCAGUGCCUCAUCAACCUGUCCUGAAAACCUCGAGGCCUGAGACGGCUCUGCGCUCUGUCGCCACCCAGCCCGGACUCAGAGAGACACUCAUAGAGACACUUUUGUUUUUCACGUAAGCGGUGUCCGACUCAGAGGAAGCCGCCAGACAACCCAUCAAAGAGGACGGCUGGGAUUUUUCCAGAGCCUUCUCCACGCAUGAGGGGUCGGAACGCGUGCAGGCUCGGAGGAGGAGCCUGGCUCGCAGGGGGCCAGUGCCAAGGCAAGUCCCGCUGGGAGGGAGCGGGCGCCCUCUGCUGGCACUGAUGGCAGACUGCGCUUUCCCGGAAACAGCUUCUGCACACGUUUUCUUUCCAAAAAGAUUUGUCUGUUUGUUUGCAAGACGGAGUGACAGAGAGAGAGGGAGAGACGCAGAGAGAGCUUAUGUCUGCCGAUUCACUCCCCAAAUGGUUGCAAUGGCCGGGGCUGGACCAGGCCAAAACGGGAGCCUGCCACUCCGUCCAGGUCUCCGAGGUGGCACGGGCUGCGCGUCAGGCGUCUUCCACUGCUUUCCCCGCCGUUAGCAGAGCAGCUGGGACUCCAAGCGGCAGUCAGACGGGAUGCCAGCGUCACGGGCUGCGGCUUCACCUGCCGCCCCACUACACUGGUCCCUGUGCACGAUGUCAAAGCGAGCCCCCAGGACAGGGAUGACCCCUCUGUUACCCCUGCUUCCAGAACAUGCUAACAGACGGGCAGCGACUCCCCUUGAUUAGGGUCACCGAGAGAUCUCCUCAAGGCAAUUUCUUUGAAAAUGGUCGGCCUUGAAGAUGCGCACGCCCGCAGGCGCAGGCGCUGUGCACGGCCGGCUAGCAACGGCCACCAGAGGUUCAGUGGGCGUCGUGGGUCUCUGACACUUCUCCCCUGGGACUGGCUAAUCCCCGGGGAUAAUGGAGAACACAGGGAGGUGCUUUUUGGGCUUCAAAAUGUUUGCUAUAAACGGGGCGAGGAUUUCUGGCAGUGGAACGCUAACACUUGGUGGCGUAUUGAAAAACGGCAGGGGUCCGAGAGUGGUGUUUUCUGGGCCUUGUGCUAACUGCAGAGGGCGCCCCAGACAUGCUGCCUGGGAGUCUGCACCAGGGAAGGCACUUGGGCCGCAUCUGGGCUGACAAACGCGUGUUAGGAGCCGGCGUUGUGUCGCAGUGGGUUCAGCUGCUGCCUGCGACACGGGCGUCCCAGGGGAGUCCCAGCUGCUCCACUUCCGCUCCAGCUCCCUGCUAACGUGCCUGGGAAAGCCGCAGCAGAUGGGCCCCUGUGGAAGGAAGCACGCUCUCUCUCUCUCUCUCGCUCGCUCGCUCGCUCGCUCCCUCUGUCUUUCAAAUAACUAAAGCAAAUCUUGGUUCAGACGCCCACGGGAGGGUUUUGGAAGCCAAGCUGGUGCUUUGCACGGAGCAGCCACGCUUUCUGUCCCUCAGUGGGGCCCAGACCGAGAAGGGCGUUCUGCCGUCUCCGGCAGCCUUGGCGAUUCUCAGCGUGAGAUGUGCUGCCAGCGGGCUUGUGGUUUUUGCAAACAUCUCAAGACCCUGAAGACUUUGCCUCUAACGCCUCUCUGAAUGUUAUUUCCCAGUGACCCCCACGACGCAUCCCUCCAUCAGCUUUCCCUGUAGCCAGGAGUCCUGAACGCCAGGCUCAGGAGGACCCAGCUCCCCCAGCUGCCCCAAGGCUGCACCCACGUUUAACGCCCGUCCAGAUGGCCAGGGUGUAGACACGCUGAGGUCUCCGGGAUCGGGACUUCCAGUUCUAAAACUGGUCUGAGUGGUGAGGGCUCCUUCCCUCAGCCUCACGAAACACGAUGCGAGCCAUCGCAGGAGCCAAACAAAUCUGUCUACGUUUGUAAGGAACCAUCGGCCGGGCUGGGGGCUGUGCCUAGCGUCGGCCCACUGGGUUCUGUGCUCGCUCCCGGGGCCCAAAGAUCCCACCUUUCGUCCCCAGCACUUCAGCUCCGAGAUCAGACGCCGUCCCAGGCACUCUGUGUAUUUAACUCAUAUAAGCCGUGGGGUAACAAGGCGCCGACCACAGUGACUGACACACCCCGUAUCAGAGUGCUGGGUUGGAGCCCUGCCCUGUUCCUGUCUCCGGCUUCCUGCUGAUGCACACCCCCGGGGGCAGCAAGUAGUGGUUCAAGGACUUAGGUCCCUGCUGCCCUAGGGGGACCCUGGAUUGAGCUCUGGGCUCCCGGCCUCGGUCUGGCUCAGUCCUGGCUGUUGCGGGUAUUGGGGGCGUGAACAGUGGAUGGGAACUCUGUCUUCCUCUCUUUGUCUUUCGAAAUAAAUGAAAAUAAAUAAAUAAGUAAUGUGUCGUCCUCAGAGCAGCCCUAUGGCCUGUUUUAUAGAGGGAACGGGAACGCAGAGAGGUUAAGUAACUUCCCCGAAGCCACACAGCUCACCGGCAGCAGGCCUGCACAUCUCAGCCAGAGCACGGUGCUUCCCAGACUUGCGUGCAUACCCCAGGCACCGGGAGCUGUCAGCCCCCUGCAGGGCCUGUGCUUUCCUUGGUCCUGGGCGUGGACUGGGCUUCGGAGGCUGUAGGAGGUCCCCCAGCGGCUCUGCCGCAGACAAGUUCCGGGAGCCGCGGCUUCGUCCACCCUGUGGCCUCGCCAGCAAGUCUGCUCAGUGCAAUGUCUCUGCUCCCGAGGACUUGCUUUCAGGAAUAUAAA